Darwinula stevensoni is the source of this 405-nucleotide messenger RNA. NCBI's taxonomy places the organism in Eukaryota, Metazoa, Arthropoda, Ostracoda, Podocopida, Darwinulidae. The record is from the annotation of a GenBank genome assembly.
AUGAAAGAUCACGACUGUCUUGCCGCUCACUGCGAAUCACACGCUUCUCCUCUGUUGUCCUCAGGCAGACAAUAUCGCAAGAGAAUUGAGCACCCGGAAGUUUGGAGAGGGGGCGCAAGCGCACUGCACACUCGGCGGCUCCUAUUCACAGGACUCAGAGCUCCGAUCCGAGCUGCCCUCCCUUCCCCUCCCCUCGGCGGCUGCGAGCGAGUGGGGGAUGUACGAGUCCGGCUCGGUUUUGAGUUCAGUCUGCCGCCGGACGCCCUUCGAAUGGGGUGGCUCUGCUCGCGCUGCGUUCUCGUCUCGAUCCCCUCCCUCCGCUUCCUUCCUGUUCUUUCCUUCCAAUCCUUUGUCUCCUCCCUCAUCGUUCCAGUUCGUCGACAUGACAGUCCUCCGGAAUCAUAG